CCAUCUUGCAGAGUUUAUUUUUCAUAAAUAAUCAGAUCCUGAUCGUCUAGCUGUAGCUUGUUGAUGUUUUGAUUGAUAUCUAAAUAUAUAUAUCACGUAUAAUUGUUUUAUCAAUAAACUUUUAAAGUAAAUACGUCGUAAAUUAAUUAUUUUUAAUAAUUAUUUGACAAAUUUUAAGUCAUAAAUUAUUGUAAUGGCCAAUGAAGAAGGUUUUGAACAAUUUGAAGAUGAGGAAACUGAUGUACCAAUUGGAUCAUUACCUAGUGGACGUAAACGUUUGUUCUCCAAGGAGUUGCGUUGCAUGAUGUAUGGAUUCGGCGACGACCAAAAUCCCUACACCGAGAGCGUCGAUUUAUUAGAAGAUUUAGUUAUCGAAUAUAUCACAGAAAUGACUCAUCGUGCGAUGGAAAUAGGACGUACCGGACGAGUCCAAGUCGAGGACAUUGUCUUUCUAGUAAGAAAAGAUCCACGUAAAUACGCGCGUGUAAAAGAUCUUUUGACAAUGAACGAAGAAUUAAAGAAAGCGCGAAAAGCUUUUGAUGAAGUUAAAUACGCAGGUACCGUUAAUCAAUAAAUAACAAGUAAUUAUUUAAAUCUCAGUACUUAUUAUUAUUAUUUAACGUUACGGAGUACAUUUCAUCGCAUGUACACAACUUAUAAUUAUUCAUUAAAAAAAUAUUGUACUUAGCUUUUAAUUAUAUUUUUAUUGGAAUGUGCAAUAUAAAUAUUUAAAUCCAUUCGCAUUUGCAACAGUUUAGUUUAUAAUUUUUUUAUUUAUUUAUUCAUUUAUCACAAAUAAUUUUUAUUUUACGUUAAUUACUUAUAAAAAUUAUUAUUUACAUAUCGCAUGUUUAGUCUCAGCAACUACAGUCUGUACAUAAAUGCAUGAUUGGCAUGUAAUUUCAUGCAUUUAUAUCACGUCUGGAAAGUAAUUAUUGUUAUUAUUAUUAUUAUUUUUAUUAUCAUUUUAAGUAAAUAAAGAAAGGGAGAGACCAUAA
Molecule: messenger RNA, 998 nt
Organism: Microplitis demolitor
Lineage: Eukaryota; Metazoa; Arthropoda; Insecta; Hymenoptera; Braconidae
Gene: Taf13
Product: transcription initiation factor TFIID subunit 13
Exons: 3
Coding region: 194-574 (126 amino acids)
Biological process (GO): transcription by RNA polymerase II
Cellular component (GO): transcription factor TFIID complex
Molecular function (GO): protein heterodimerization activity
Source: RefSeq, a predicted model, not a curated record